AUGGAAAUGAAAAGAAAUACAACAAAGUGGUUGUUGUGGCUGUUGAUUUUCUUUGAUACUGUGCCAUUCAGCUAUGAGAAAUCAAUGAGAGAGCGAGCCAUCGAGCUGAUGGAAGAUGCACGUUUAAUCGAUGGCCACAAUGACUUGGUACUGCGGCUGAGAAUAUUUUACCAAAAUAGACUCAGUAAAGUCAACUUAAGAGAACUCAACAAGACCCACACAAACCUUGUGAAACUUCAGGCUGGUUAUGUGGGAGCUCAGUUUUGGUCAGUGUAUGUUAUUUGCAGUGCUCAGAACAAAGAUGCUGUGCGUCUCACCUUAGAGCAAAUUGAUGUUGUCAAGAGGAUGUGUAACAGCUAUGAAGAGCUUGAACUUGUGACAACUUCCCAAGGUAUCUCUGACAGUAGAAGGAUCGCAUGUUUGAUUGGAAUAGAAGGUGGUCACUCCAUUGACAGUAGUUUGGCAACACUGAGGAUGUAUUAUGACCUGGGUGUUCGUUACAUGACUUUAACGUCUGAAUCAUCGUCUAAAGGAAUACACAACUUUUAUCCUAGUGUUACUGGUCUGACUGCAUUUGGCCAAGAAGUGGUAAAGGAGAUGAAUCGCCUGGGUAUGCUGAUAGAUUUAUCUCAUACUUCAUAUUCCACAGCAAAAGCUGCACUGAAUAUCUCAAAAGCACCAGUAAUUUUCAGCCAUUCCUCAGCAUUUUCUAUUUGUAAUCACUCAAGAAAUGUUCCUGAUGAUAUCCUUCAGCAACUGAAAAAGAACAAAGGAAUUAUCAUGGUGACUUUCAAUGCAGAUGUACUGGCCUGUGGCAGAAAAGUUGUUAAUGUUUCUACCCUUGCAGACCAUUUUGACCACAUAAAAAAAAUUGCAGGUUCAGAAUCUAUAGGAAUUGGUGGUGACUACGAUGGAGUGGAACGUUUCCCUGAGGGACUGGAAGAUGUUUCUAAAUACCCUUCUUUGAUUGAGGAACUUCUUAGAAGAGGGUGGAAUGAAAUGGAACUGAGAGGGGUCUUACGGGAGAACUUUCUCCGUGUCUUCAGGGAAGUGGAAAAGGUGCGGACCAUUAGUGGACUAAUGGAUGUAGGUGAAAGUGAAAUUCCGCAAGAAGUGGUACAAAAUUCCUGUCGCCUAGACCUACGUAAUCCUCGGCUUCAGACAGCCAAGUCCUUUGGAUUUCCUUCUGUGGCACAACCUUUUAGUCUGACACUUGUAAUUGUAUCAUAUUUAAUACUAUAUUAUGAAUCCUAAGACCUAUGGAGUC
This is a messenger RNA of Nipponia nippon (crested ibis), 1267 nucleotides long. NCBI's taxonomy places the organism in Eukaryota, Metazoa, Chordata, Aves, Pelecaniformes, Threskiornithidae. The record is from RefSeq and is a predicted model, not a curated record.